This is a messenger RNA of Saccostrea cuccullata (small rock oyster), 1173 nucleotides long. RefSeq lists its product as uncharacterized. The record is from RefSeq and is a predicted model, not a curated record. The transcript has a single exon. The coding region runs from base 1 to 1173 and encodes 390 amino acids. Gene Ontology annotation, molecular function: protein binding. Lineage: Eukaryota; Metazoa; Mollusca; Bivalvia; Ostreida; Ostreidae.
AUGACGGGGACAUACACAAAACUAAAGGGGACAGAGUACACAUUUAUUCAUGAUUCUAUCUUUGAAAUAUGUGCUUAUCACUAUGGUAAGCAGUUUCCCGAGCAAAUGUUAAAAUAUAUGAACAGUACUUAUAUUGCUAACUGUGUGAAACCCUGGAAUAAGGAAACAAAAGACAUGUUUCAGAAGGCUGAAAAUCCUUUUGAUUUGUGCAUAAGAUUACAUAAUGAGAGUCAGAACUCAAUGUUAGCUGAGAGGUUAUACAGAGAUGUAGAAAGAAUGGACUUGUAUAACGUGUUCAUGAAUGAUGCUCUGAAACAUCAGGGGGUGUGUCAGGCUUUUAUUGAAGUGUUAAAGAGAAAAGAUUAUAGAGAAUUAAAGUCUUUGUUUUUGGAUCAAAUUCAUGGUGUUCAUGCUGAAAAAUUCUUUGAUGAGGUUAAGACAUUUGUCCAAGGAAAGUCGAACAAAGAUUUCAUGAGGUCAGAGCAGGAAGAAAUUGGAAAUUCGUUGAGUAGUUGGAAAACAUCAUGUAGAUUUAAACAUGUAAAUCUCUUGAUGGGUAUCAACUAUACUAGAUCACUAAAACGCAAAAAUUUUACGAGCACUUUUAGGGUGAUCAGCUGGGUCAUUUACUAUGGACAUCAUCAAAUUCUGCAGUACAUUAUAGACCAAACCAAAAGUCACAGAGAGAUACAGUCGGUGAUCUUUCUUGAAAAUCGUUUCCAAGCUUUGGUGCGUUUGAUGAGGAAAUCAAAAGAGUACCAGAGAGAAAAGAAACGGUUAUUUCUUCUUAGUUGUUUGAGUGGUGAUGUGGAAACUUUACAAAUAAUGUUGCAGUAUGUAAGUAAAAUUGGUGCCUUACUCAAUCAGGGAGGUGCAGCAGAAAGUUGGUCUGCACCAUUAGUUAUGGCUAGUAAAGAAGGACUUUUACGCAUUGUUGAGGAACUAAUUAAAGUUGGGGCAGAUGUCAAUCAACAGGGUAAAUAUGACACACCGCUUACAGCAGCUUGUAGGGGUGGACAUACACUUGUAGUAAAAAUGCUAAUAAAAUCCGGGUCUGUUGUUGAUUUGCCAAAUAUGAAAAGCGAGACGCCAAUUAUGAUUGCAUCAUUACAUAAUCCCUCUGUUUUAAAAAUCCUAACUGAAAAUGGUGCAUGCUUUGAACAAAAAAGUUGA